AUGUUAAGGAAACUAUUUCCAAGAAUAUAAUAAUUGGGAACUCUGAAAAGAAUAUUGAAAUUUUCAAAGUAAGGAUAAGAGAGUAAAAUAAAAGUAUAAAUUAUUUUUAAUCAAUUCGCUUUCAGACCUAUGUAGAAAUAUAAAAUAGAGAAGUAACAAUAAGCCAAUCAUCAGGCUUAAUAGUUUAUUCAGAAUCCCUUAAAAGAAUAACUAAUUAGAUAUGAAUAUAUAAGAGAAAUGUCUAAAAUUAGUCUUGUUAUUAAGGGAAAAUGAACAUUUAGUCAUAGAAAUGAAAUCGAUUCAUAGAUGGAGAUGAUUAAAGUGUAAUUUAUAUAGAUAAAGAUUGGAAGUAGAAUAAUUAAAGUUUAAACAGAAUUCAAGCAGGUGACCAAAUUAAAU
This is a messenger RNA of Paramecium octaurelia, 399 nucleotides long. The record is from the annotation of a GenBank genome assembly. NCBI's taxonomy places the organism in Eukaryota, Ciliophora, Oligohymenophorea, Peniculida, Parameciidae.